AUGCCCGCCGUCAUCGAGGUCAAGGACGUCGGCGUGCCACAGAUCAGCCUGCGCGACUUUGACGAGCGCCGCGACGAGAUCCGGCAGCAGCUCAUGGACGCUGCUUCCGACGUCGGCUUCUUCACGCUCAACGCCCAGAUCCGCCCCUCGACGGGCUACCCGGACCCGAAAGAGUCGCUCCAGAUGGGCUUCCAGCGCACGCGCGACCAGGACCUGUCGUGGCCCUCGGACGACGACUGUCCCGGCUUCAGCGACGACGCGAUGCGGUUCAUGGAGGAGGUGCGCGACUUGAGCGUCAGGGUCAUGGAGCUUUUCGCUGAGGGCGUGGGGCUCCCCAAGGACACGUUCACCGAGGGCACCGUCUCGCCCGACGACGGCGGCGACAAGAACGACUCGAUGACGACGCUGCGCAUGCUCAAGUACUCCGAGUGCGAGGGCAAGGAUUUCGGGCCUGACUACUUCCGCGCUGGCGCCCACGCCGAUUUCGACGUCCUGACGCUCCUGUUCCAGCGCGAGGGCCAGGACGGCCUCGAGGUUUGCCCGGGCAAGGACAUCACGACCGAGUUUGGGCGCGGCGACAAGUGGACCCCGGUCAAGGUCGAGCGCGGCGCCAUCGUCGUCAAUGUUGGGGACCAGCUCAAGCGGUGGAGCGACGACCGGCUGCAGUCCACGUUCCACCGCGUGCGGUGCCCGCGCCCGGGCGAGAACCAGCAGGCCCGGUUCUCGCUCGGCUUCUUCAACCAGGCUCGGCGCGACGCCGUCAUCCAGGGCCCGGCAAAGCGGUACCCGCCCAUCACGGGCGGUGAGUUCCUCGCCCAGGCGAUGAAGCGCAACUACGACGCGGCGAUGAAGAAGAGCAAGCUCGAGACGUACGAGGUCAAGGCCGAGACGCUCGAGGCCAACAAGGACUUCCAGGUGUCGGGCACGGGCCUCGAGCGCGCAAAGGUCGCCGCCUAG
This is a messenger RNA of Rhodotorula graminis WP1, 957 nucleotides long. RefSeq lists its product as uncharacterized. NCBI's taxonomy places the organism in Eukaryota, Fungi, Basidiomycota, Microbotryomycetes, Sporidiobolales, Sporidiobolaceae. Bases 1 to 957 code for a protein of 318 amino acids. Gene Ontology annotation, molecular function: dioxygenase activity. The transcript has 7 exons. The record is from RefSeq and is a predicted model, not a curated record.